GUUCGAAAGCGGAUGUUGUGUUUGUUCUCCGGUGCUUCGUCUUCGCUUCAUGUCAAAAUGGCGCACGGAGAGGAUCUGUGAUGUUGGCCGUCAGGAGGUCGCUGUCUCUUCUGGGCGGGGCCUCCCGAAGCAGCUCCUCCCUCUUUGGCUCCUCCCUGGUUGGCUCCUCCUCCUGUAGCCCCUCCCCCAUAUCCUCCCUCAUUGGCUCCUCCUCCAGCAGCUCCUCCCCCAUCUCCUCCCUCAUUGGCUCCUACCUGUUUCGUUCCUUCUCCAGUAGCUCCUCCUCCUCCCUCAUUGGCUCCUCCCUCAUUGGCUCCUCCCUGGUUCGUUCCUUCUCCAGUAGCUCCUCCUCCUCCCCCAGAAGCUCCUCCCUCAUUGGCUCUUCCUCCCUGGUAGACUCCUCCUCCGCCCUGUUAGGCUCCUCCUCUCCAGGCCUGGUUCUGCUCUCCCUCUCCACAGAUGUGUUUCAGAACUUGGCUCUGGAGGAGUGGAUCGACGCCCACCUGGACCUGCAGAAGCUCCGCCUCCUGCUGCUGUGGAGGAACCGCCCCUCUGUUGUGAUUGGACGGCACCAGAACCCCUGGAUGGAGGCGGACCUUCCCGUGAUGAGGCGAGCGGGGGUGCCUCUGGCUCGGAGACGCAGCGGGGGCGGCACGGUUUACCACGAUCUGGGGAACCUGAACGCAACGUUCUUCAGCUCCAAGCAGGCGUAUGAUAGGCCGAGGAACCUGAAGGUGGUGACAGACGCUCUGAAGAGGCUCUGCCCACAACUGGACGUCAGAGCCACGGAGCGGCUGGAUAUCGUGCUCAACGGACACCUCAAGAUCUCAGGAAGUGCGUCUCGUCUCAGCAGGAAGUCGUCAUACCACCACCUGACUCUACUGCACUCGGCCGAUCGAGCCUCUCUCUCCUCGAUGCUCCGCCCCUCCUGUGAUGGUAUCCAUAGCAACGCCACGCCCAGCGUCCGCUCACCUGUCGCUAACCUGAGUGACCACGCCCCCUCGCUGAAGUGGGAGGAGCUUAUGGAAGCGCUGCAGGUGCAGUUCAACACAGAGUUCGGCCUCAGCGCCGCGCCCUCGCACGUGGACCCGUCCGACGACUCGGCGUUCCCCGGCGUGCUGGCGGCGGCGGAGGAUCUGCGCGGUUGGGACUGGACGUUCGGGAAGACGCCGAAGUUCAGCCUUCAGACGAGUCUGCCGGGGGGGGGUCACCUGAGCCUGCAGGUGGUCAGCGGACGGAUGGAAGGCGUGGAGCUGAGCCUCCUGGAGGACUGGAUCCCAGAGAGGCUGAUCGGAGCGAUGACAGACGCGCUCUGCGGGGAGAAGUUCUGCAGAAAGCAUGCGGCCGCAGCGCUGAGUGCACGCCUGCUGCAGGGGGGGGGGGUGCAGCACAGAGUGAAGGUCCUCUGUGACGACAUCAUCAACGCAUUGGGAUGAAACGAGAACUGAUCAUGGUGCCCAGGAAAUACAUUCUCAAUAAAUCUUAUUUUUUUAUUUAUCAAAGUCAACGUCAUUGUCAAUCUUUCAGUUUGUGUGUGCAGAGAUCAAAAUAUAUAUAAAAGUAUUUUUAUACCUAUACACACAAUUAGACAGUUGAUACGAACAGAACGAGUAGAAGCUGGAGUUCAUACCGAGGAAACCCUCCUGUCAGUCCUCCAUCCGAUUGAUUUGAUAUAUUUCUAUUGAUCACACUACAAUAUAACAUCUUAUGAACGGGUGGGAAUCGAACCGGCAGCCUUGGAAACUAAAUCAGGGGGUCCGCGGGGUCUUAAAAAGUAUUAAAAGUUGAUAAAUCAAUGUAGCGAAAAUGAAGGCUAUUAAAAAG
Notothenia coriiceps (black rockcod) is the source of this 1824-nucleotide messenger RNA. RefSeq names its product lipoyltransferase 1 (gene lipt1). The transcript has 4 exons. Bases 81 to 1436 code for a protein of 451 amino acids. Gene Ontology annotation, cellular component: mitochondrion; cytoplasm. Gene Ontology annotation, molecular function: lipoyltransferase activity. NCBI's taxonomy places the organism in Eukaryota, Metazoa, Chordata, Actinopteri, Perciformes, Nototheniidae. Gene Ontology annotation, biological process: protein lipoylation. The record is from RefSeq and is a predicted model, not a curated record.